Molecule: messenger RNA, 2058 nt
Organism: Papaver somniferum (opium poppy)
Lineage: Eukaryota; Viridiplantae; Streptophyta; Magnoliopsida; Ranunculales; Papaveraceae
Product: serine/threonine-protein kinase PBS1-like
Exons: 5
Coding region: 301-1722 (473 amino acids)
Biological process (GO): protein phosphorylation
Molecular function (GO): protein kinase activity; ATP binding
Source: RefSeq, a predicted model, not a curated record
UUGAGGGGAAAGCGUGUGUCUAGAUUUUUUGAUAUAAAAAGGGACAAAGCAAAAUACAACAUGAACUAGAAGAAGACUGAGCCGGCUCCAAUCAAAGUUGAUAUCUUUAACUUGGAUUUCACUGUAAAGUUGAUUCCUUUUUUUUCUUCUAGUUUUUUUCGAUCUAUUAUUGUCCUCAGAACAAAACCAGAUUUUUUUAAGUCCAUAUUAGUCAAGACUGGAGAGAAAAUGAGUGGUUUUUAGAUUAGAAGAACUUUAAUUUAUUUUUGAUUGAGGGAGAAGAAGAGUUUUGAUUGAGAAAUGGGUUGUUUUCCAUGUUUUGAUUCAAAAGAAGAAGAGAAGUUAAAUCCUGGUAAUAAAGAGGAGAGUAGUGAUAAUGUUAGAAAAGAAGUUCAUCAUAAUCAUAAUAAUCAACCUGUAGUCAAUCCAAAUGUUGCUAAAUUAUCUUCAGGAGCUGAUAGAUUGAGAUCAAGAAGUACUCUGGGGGGAUCAAGAAGGGAAUCGUCCGGUCCAAAAGAAGGACCUUAUGAUCAUAUUGCUGCUCAGACGUUUACGUUCCGAGAGCUUGCAGCUGCAACCAAGAAUUUUAGACCAGAAUCUCUUUUGGGAGAAGGUGGAUUCGGGCGUGUUUACAGGGGAUUUCUCGAAAGCACUGGUCAGGCUGUAGCUGUAAAACAGCUGGAUAAAGAUGGUCUUCAGGGAAAUAGAGAAUUUCUAGUGGAAGUUCUCAUGCUCAGCCUUCUACAUCACCAGAAUCUUGUCAGUCUAAUAGGUUAUUGUGCUGAUGGUGACCAGCGUCUUCUCGUAUAUGAAUUCAUGUGUUUGGGAUCGUUGGAAGAUCAUCUCCAUGAUUUGCCACCUGAUAAGGAAGCACUAGACUGGAACACCAGGAUGAAGAUUGCAGCUGGUGCAGCCAAAGGUUUGGAAUACCUACAUGAUAAAGCAAACCCUCCAGUGAUAUACAGGGACUUCAAAUCAUCCAACAUAUUGUUAGGUGAAGGAUUCCACCCAAAACUGUCUGACUUCGGGCUGGCAAAGCUUGGUCCAACUGGAGAUAAGUCGCAUGUCUCCACAAGGGUCAUGGGAACAUAUGGUUACUGUGCACCUGAGUAUGCCAUGACUGGGCAAUUGACAGUGAAGUCUGAUGUUUAUAGUUUUGGGGUAGUCUUCUUAGAGCUGAUCACUGGACGCAAGGCCAUCGAUAGCACUCAAGGUCAUGGAGAACAGAACCUUGUUCAGUGGGCAAGACCCAUGUUCAAUGACCGUCGCAAGUUUCCCAAACUGGUGGAUCCACGGCUGGAAGGACGUUUCCCCAUGCGGGGGUUGUACCAGGCUCUGGCUGUGGCAUCCAUGUGUAUCCAAGAAUCAGCUGCUACCCGUCCUCUCAUUGGGGAUGUGGUGACUGCCUUGUCGUACUUGGCAACUCAGUCUUAUGACCCUAAUGCACCUCCAAGUAAUAAAGCCAAUGGAGAUAAGGAAGAUAGAAGGACUAGUAAUGAAAGAGGUGGAAGGAUUGGCAAGAACGAAGAAGGAGGUGGUUCAGGACGGAAGUGGGAUUUGGAGGGUUCAGAGAAGGACGACUCUCCAAGGGAAACACAGAGGAUGCUGAACCGGGAUCUGGACAGAGAGAGAGCUGUGGCCGAGGCCAAAAUGUGGGGGGAGAAUUGGCGGGAAAAGAAACGGCAAAGCGCACAAGGUAGUUUUGAUGGAGUGAAUGGAUGAAUUAAAGAUAGUUUAGGGACUUAGGAGGUAACCCUUGCUAUAUUUUUCAUUCAAGGGAGAAGAAAAAGCUUAGUUCACAAGAGUGUAUAUUUAUCCGUCAGAAUUGCAAAGAAAAGGAAGGAAAAAAAAAAGGAGUAGAAAGUGAAAGACUGAAAAUGUUGUAAUCUUUUCUCCGGGUUGUGGCACCCUAAUAGCAGCAUGUCUUAAUGACCAACUUUGUUUCAAAAUGUUCUUAAGAAAAUUUUGAGAGUGAACACCCAUUUCUGUUUUAUCUGUGACCAGUAGUUUUGUCGUAGAAAAACAGAAGUGGAACCAGAUUUCCCGGUUUGGUUUCCA